AUGUGCCAACACACCCUUACGCUUCGUGCACAGAAAGUACCCCCAUCGAUUUGUUUCCCGUGGCGAACCGUGUCCCAAACAAUGCACCAGUCCAUUCCGUCUCUGCGUUCGACCGUUGUCUGCCUGUUGAUGCUAAUUACGGGUUCUCUCCAGCAGUGCUUGCCGUUGUGCGUCCAAGCUUCAUCCGCCGCGUCGACGAACACUGGUCGUAGUACGCGUCAGAGUACGCCGUCUCGGCCUCCUUUCCUUGCUCACGUCACCGACAACACCCUCGACAGGGCCCGGCGUGUGGCUCUUCAACGUCACGAAAAGGCCGUCGCGCAAGCCCUGGAAAACUACCCCACGAACCAACAGCCUCCCGACUCUCUCAAUGCAGAUGCUACUACCGCAACGGCAACCGGUCUUGAUUCGUACGUGAUUGAUGCUGCCGGGAGUGUGCCUGACUUUGCGGAUCAAUUGCAACGCGUGGUACACGUCACGACACCUCCCUUGCUCUCCAGAGACGAAUGCCGGAACGUCAUUGACAUGGCGGAAUCACAUUUCCAGCAAAACAAUAUACCCUGGUCGAUGCAAACUUCCGGACAAUACAAGGUGGCUGGGUUUUGGAUCAAAAAUAUACCCGCCGUACACGCAUGGUUCACGCAUCUCGUACAAACACGUCUCUUUCCUCUCUUGGCCCGAACCUACCCCGACUUUGUGGUGUCUCCCCACGAUUUGUGCGUCGACAACGCCUACUUGUUCAAAUACGACCCCGAAACCGGAAGGCGCACCGAUAUACACACGGAUUCGGGGUGUUUGAGUUUCACCAUUGCACUUAGUGGCACCGACGACUACACGGGUGGCGGGACAUGGUUUGAAGGAUUACAACCACUACAAGGACUACAAGGGAACGAACACGCCCAACAAGAUGCUCCUUCCUGGAACCACGUCUUAUCCAUGGAAGCAGGACAAGUCACUAUUCGACCAGGCGGGGUGAAACACUGUGGACACGCCGUGAAUACGGGCAUACGCUACAUUAUUGGAGGUUUUUGCAUGCACCAGAAUAAGCCUGAGAUUGUCCGGCAAUUGCUCACCCCUCCACCCAUCACAGAUUCAAGCGAGGACGAUACGAACAGUGUAGAUAUUCUGGAAGCUGCCGUCGUCCUCAAUCCAAAAUGCGACGCCUCGUACGGUCUCUUGGCGGAUCGGUACAAACAAAACGGACUAAUCGAAAAGGCUAAACAAGUUCUCGAAUAUUGUGUACAACACGUCCAUCCCACUUCCGGAGAAGUCAAUUUUUCCCUCGGUAGUAUUUAUAUGGCGGAACAAGAUUACGUGAAAGCCAAGGCGUGUUUCGAAACGUGCCUAGCCGUUGACGAUUGUGACGUCGAAGCCCUCAUGGGUUUGGCCCACACCGCUUCCCAAGUGGGUGACACUACUACGGAGGAAGUGUAUUAUCAACGCGUAGUGGCCACGCCCGGGGCCUCUGAUACGAUCCGAGCGUCGGCCUUUUGUAAUCUCGGUGUGCUACACGAAAACAAUGACAUCGAGUUGCACUACUACAAACAGUCCAUUGCGUUGGCGCCGACCAAGUUUGCUCCCCGAUACUCGUUGGGUUGCGCAUACGCAAGUCGGGAAAGUUGGAAAGCGGCUAUUCGGGUCUUCCGGGAGGCCAUGACAAUUGUACCGAACGAAGAAGGUCAGCGGCAAACCUUGCAAAAUAUGUACACGGCCGCCAUGCACGUGGUGCAGACGGAAGCUGCCGACUCGCCGGGACGAUCCCAACAAGAAGUUUUGGAACGAUUUCGCAAUCUCAUGGGCAAAGAAAACUUUGAAAUUCUCGCUUCGUCAGCGAAGCAAUGA
This is a messenger RNA of Phaeodactylum tricornutum CCAP 1055/1, 1842 nucleotides long. RefSeq lists its product with no specific name. NCBI's taxonomy places the organism in Eukaryota, Bacillariophyta, Bacillariophyceae, Surirellales, Neidiaceae. The record is from RefSeq and is a predicted model, not a curated record. The transcript has a single exon. Gene Ontology annotation, molecular function: protein binding. Bases 1 to 1842 code for a protein of 613 amino acids.